Molecule: messenger RNA, 2999 nt
Organism: Caenorhabditis auriculariae
Lineage: Eukaryota; Metazoa; Nematoda; Chromadorea; Rhabditida; Rhabditidae
Source: the annotation of a GenBank genome assembly
AUGCGUAAAGACUUCGCUGUGAUUGUGCAGCUUGGUUUAGCGUUUGCUUUCAUUUUCUCCGCAUUCAACUCUCAAGGACUUAUUGAGGUCGGUUUUCCUAAUUUCUUCGAAGAGGUUCUGAUAAAAAAUUAUGAUACCUUUUCAAUUUUUGUUCUUUUUCAAAGGUCUUCAAUAAAUUAUGCAUAUUUCAGCAAUUUUUUUCAGAUUUCUGUGCUUCGCGGGAUUUCGAAAGCCGCGCCUGAAAGUGGAAUUACAGAAAAAAGUGGAUAUUACAGGUAUGGAGCAUUUUUAAAUAAAGACGUUUCAAUUCGAUUUUAGUUUAUCGAUAAUUUAUUUUGUCUUCACCAUCUCCAACCUUUUUGUUCCUCCGAUCGUACAAGCGCUUGGAUCGAAAUGGUCACAGGCUAGUUUUUUUUUUCCUUUUUUGAAUUUUAAAUGAGCGUCAGUUUCAGGUAACCGGAGCCCUUUGUUACCUAGUUUUUAUGCUGGCCUUCUUACGUCUUAACGCAUUAUUGCUUUACGCUGGAUCAGCUCUCCUGGGAUUUGGCGCCGCUUGUUAGUUAAUUUGAAUUUUAUCGUUUUCUCACCUAUCGUGUUUAGUACUGUGGACUGGUAACGGAAUGUUCCUCGUUCAAUUCUCUCGAAAUGGAAAACUGGCCCGGAACUGUGGAGUAAUGUGGGCGAUGAUCCAGUCGUCGUUGAUCAUUGGCGCCAUUUUUCUCAUUUUCGUUUUGCGAACUGGGUCAGUUACAGAGUUUAAUAGAAGUUCAGGGAAGAACUAUAGAACAUUCAAUGUGAAAAACGAGUUUUUGUAGAUUGAAACUUUCGAAGUAAGAGAAAUGUUAGAGAUCAUUUUGAUUAAAAUCUGAGAAAAGUAUUUGGUUGUCUCUAUCUUAAUAUUAUCUAUUACAGCGACUUAAAUUCCGUAUAUCAAUUGAUAUACACUGCUUUCGCUGUUAUAAGCUCUGUCGGGAUUCUCGUAUUGGCUUGUCUUCCAUCCUAUCCGCCGGUCUACGGUAUGUCCUAACUAUUUGAUUUUUUUUUUCAUCAAAUAGCACCUAUAUAGAGCUGGAAGAAGUGACUUCUGGAUCUCAAGAAAAUCUGAUAGAAGCUGCUGAGAACAGAGAAGACGAUGUCUUCAUUCGUCGUCAAACUUCCUCUCUUCUCAACGACUUCCGUGAGUUUUGAGAUCACAAGGGACCUUUGAAAUUCAAUUUAUUUUAUUAAAAAAAUGAACGAUGAUUUUCAGAGAAAAACGUUCCGACUACUUUUUCACAGCUGAUAUGCUCGUACUUUCUAUCACCUUCAUGUAUACCGGAAUCGAAAUGACCUUCUACACGGGUAUUUUUCUAUUUUUAAACACGACUUGAAGCGCCAUGAACUUGCAAUUUUGCAAAUUGGGCUUCUUUUAGAAGUUUGGAGCUGAAAUCGAGUUAUUUGAAUUGAAAUAUAUAAUUUAUAUUUGAACUACGCCGUGACCAACAGUUUGUUUCUUCACGGCUUUGCUUAGUAAGAGUCCAGAGAAAAAUAAGGGAAUUUAAAAGUUUCGGGACAGCUCAAAGUUGAGCCAAGUUCCUUGCAAAAUGGCAAAAUUUAAGAUGAAAUAAUUUUUUAGGUGUUUUCACGGCCUGCAUCUCGGCCACGACGGCCUUGAGCGGUUACUCGGAUUUGAUCAUCCCUUACAGUGCUUUGGCUAUUGGCAGUGGACAGAUCAUAGGUAAAUUAUCAUUUGAGCUGUUUUAAAUGAAAAUCUUGACAGGUGGAAUGUUGACCGGAACGAUCACAAAAACACAUAGUAUCAGUAAAUCUCAGUUCGUUAUCUUCGGAAUGAUCGCUCACAUCGUCAGCUUUUUCCUCUGCUUCAUCAGCAUUCCUUUCGAUUCCCCACUUCACAAAAGUAACUCGAUGACCUACAUCGAGCCAAGGUUUUUCUUUGAGAUUUUGAUCAUUUUAUUCGUAAAAUUCAGCUUGGCCGUCAUCUUGCUGACUGGUUUCCUUCUUGGCUUGGCAGACGCUUUCUGGCAAACGCAAGUGUACGCCGUCAUCGGAUUGGUCUAUGGAGAUCAUUCUGCCUCCGCUUUUGCCCUCUUCAAGUUCUUCCAGGUUACAAAAAUACUUUCUUAACACGCCUCGCAAGAAAUUUACGUUUAUAGUAAGCAUCGCUGAAAGUGAAAAAUUGGCGAAAAUGAACUUGAAUGAAAUUAAAAAGUGUAUAGCUUUUCAAAUCUUAGGAAUUUCAGAGCGGUCCCUAUAGGGGUUAGGGAGGAAAACAAGCGCUAUAAGGGUCGAAAAAGUGGUCUCUAUAGAGUUUCAGGGUCUGAUCCCUUUGUCCCUAAAGCUCAAGUGGAACCUAUAGAAGUCUUCCAAUUUAAUUCAAAAAAACGCUUAUUCAUUCAUUUUUCCCUUGAAAAUGUUUCUUUGUUAUAGCUCAUAACACUGAUCGAUUAGCAUGUCCUAUAGAGAACACUAACUAAAACCCUCAUAGGGCCACUUUUGUAAGCUUUAGCGGCCCCUAUAGGGGUUGGGGAAGUCUCCAAGGCCCAUAAGGUUGCCCUUAUAAGGAUCAAUCUGGAGUUUCUAAGUUCUUUUUCAAAAAUUCGUUGAACCUUUUUUCUAGUCUGUUCAGUUUUUAAAUGUCAAGUACAAUGACGUCAUUCAAAAACACUCUAUGGAUGGCUCGCUCUCUAAUUGGUUUAUCGCUCCAAUAGGGGCGGAGCUUGAGCGACGACUUGACAUUCAAAAUCUGAACAAACUAUAACCACUUUUCAAAAUAUUUGAUUCUGUAUCUAUGAUUUACUCUCCUUUCUUUCUGAACCGAUCUUUUUAGCUUUUUGUUUAACAUUCCAUUUCAGUCCUUUGCGGCUUGCGUAUCGUUCUACUACGGAUCCCUGCUCUUCCUUCAUUGGCAACUUCUGAUUCUCGUUGUCACGUGUUUCUGCGCUUCGCUGGCUUUUGUCCAAAUCGACCUCAAAACUCGCAGCAUUGUGAACAAUGAAUGA